Messenger RNA from Perkinsus marinus ATCC 50983, 2324 nucleotides. Its product is annotated as prp4, putative. Lineage: Eukaryota; Perkinsozoa; Perkinsida; Perkinsidae. The coding region runs from base 40 to 2238 and encodes 732 amino acids. The transcript is spliced from 4 exons. Gene Ontology annotation, biological process: peptidyl-serine phosphorylation; peptidyl-threonine phosphorylation. Gene Ontology annotation, molecular function: ATP binding; protein serine/threonine kinase activity. The record is from RefSeq and is a predicted model, not a curated record.
AGUGUCCGUGCUGGCCCUCUUCUUCGCUACUCACGUGCUAUGUCUAGCAGCAGAACAACAACAACCCAGCGUGGACGCAGUGAUUCCUACAACUACAACGAUGACAACGAGCAUCGGUAUCGAGAUGCAGGAAGCAACAGUCGGAGUUACAGAACUACCAGCAGCAGCAUCAUCACCCACGAUCGUAAGGGGGCAUCGGUUUCCCGUCGUGAUGCCGGCGGUGAUGGUCCUUCCGAGAGGAGUCGCUCUGAUUAUGCUCGCGAUCGUGAGCUAAGGUCUUCUUCCCGUCAAGACUACCAUCGUUCUCAUCAUCAUCACCGUAGAGGAGGUUCGAGAGACCGUCCACAACAAGACUACGAUCGUACUCGUGGUGAUAGGCAUGAUCAUCACAGCAGCAAGCGGAGCAGCCAUAGGAGCCGCAGUAGGAGUGCCAAGCGAUCGAGAAGCAGAAGUCAUCACUCUGAGGAUGUGGAAAUGGACGACAAGUUGGUCGAUGCUUUGGAGUCCUCUAUGGAGGCCAUUGAUGCUAAUUCCGAUGCUGCUAUCCAAAAACGUCGAGAGGAGCGACGAAAACUACAACGGCAACUGACAGAGCGGGAGAUGAGCAGGAAACGUGAUAGAGAUAUGAGCGCUAGGCCACCAAUUGGCGGCAGUAUUAGCGUGACGAGUGGUAAGGAGAGCAUUAUGUUGGCUGUUGUGGCCAGCCCUGAUGACGAGAGCGAGAAGGGAAUGAUGUCCGUCAGUGACUUGAGCUCACCCUCGGUCCAUCCUAAUCACAAUGAGUCUCCUUCGUCAUCAGACGAGACCCCCGAGAGGCAAGGAGAGGAGAAGCUGCCUACAUCAAAGACAACUACUGCCGCUUUGCCUUCUGCCCUUGAAGCACUGAAAGCAAAGAUGGCUGCGACUCAGGCCAAGGCUCUUGCUGAGAUCAGACGACUCAAGGAGGCUGCCGAUGAGACCAUGCGGCGAAAGGCAGCUGAGACUGCUAACGCUCUGGUGUCCGAUGAAAAGGCUCAAGUUACCGACACAGAGCUCAAUAUUAUGCUCAAGCGGGCUAAGGAGAUCUACGAGGAGAGGAUCAGACAGAAGGAGAUGGGUGUUGAAGAGGAAGACGGCCAAAAUGAUGAUAAGGAAGGGUACUUCGUGCCUGGUCAUCUAGAGACCAUGGAUGGUCGCUAUGUGGUCCUCACCUCGAGUGACUCUGAUGUUGGGAAGGGAGUCUUCUCCAAUGUGGUAAAGUGCAAGGAUACGCAAUCGCUGGAAGAUGUCGCUAUCAAAGUCAUCCGUCGCAACGACAUGAUGCGGAAGGCGGCUGAAAAGGAGGUGCGUAUCCUCACCAAGCUCAACGAUGCCGCCGAUGAUAUGAUGGCUAAAGACAAGUCCGGUCGAGACCGAAGCCACAUCGUUCGUCUCCUUCGCACUUUCAACUAUCAGGGUCAUCUCUGCCUAGUCUUCGAGUCGCUUUGGAGCAACCUUCGAGAGGCUUUGAAGAAGUAUGCCCGGCCGGGCGAGCGCGGUUUGAAUCCCAAGGCGGUCUGGUCCUAUUCUCGGCAGCUACUGCUCGGUCUGAAGCAUAUGAAGAGCUGCAAGGUGAUCCACGCCGACAUCAAACCUGAUAACAUUCUAAUUUCGAAAAACCAUGGUCACCUGAAGAUCUGUGAUCUGGGGAGUGCCUGUGAGAUUCACGAGGCACAGGAGAUGGUGGAGUAUCUAGUCUCGAGAUUUUACCGCGCGCCGGAGAUUAUGCUGGGCUACCACAAGUACGACUACGCUAUCGAUAUGUGGGCUAUUGGAUGCACUCUGUUCGAGUUGUGGACGGGCAAGAUCCUUUUCCAAGGCCGCAACAACAAUGAUAUGCUCAAGCAGAUUCAGGACGCUAAGGGGAAGUUCCCUCAUAAGCAAAUAAGAGCCUCGAAGUUUGUCGAGAUGCGUCACCACUUCAACGACCAAUGUGACUUCUUAUGGCAGCAGAAAGGCGGAGGCGUGAAGGUCAUCACUACGUUCACCCCAGGAUCAGAUUCUCUCAAAGCUAGGAUCCUUCACAGCACGCGGAAGCUGUCAGAUUCUGACCCUAAUAAGCGGUGGUUCGAGAACAAGACGAAGCAGUUCGUUGACCUCGUGGAUCAGAUGACCAACCUCAAUCCGAAGCAUAGGAUUACACCAGAAGAAGCUCUGGCCCAUCCCUUCAUAGUGGAACCUUUUGAGCGGAGCGAAGGUCGAGCUUUGAAGGCUCAGUAAUUUGGUAUUGCUAGUAGUAGUAUUAGCGAGAAUAAAGUCUGGAAGUAGUUAUAUAGUACAGUGUUGACCAGCAGUAGGAGGAGGAG